Messenger RNA from Tripterygium wilfordii, 1708 nucleotides. RefSeq lists its product as uncharacterized. The transcript has 5 exons. Bases 503 to 1288 code for a protein of 261 amino acids. NCBI's taxonomy places the organism in Eukaryota, Viridiplantae, Streptophyta, Magnoliopsida, Celastrales, Celastraceae. The record is from RefSeq and is a predicted model, not a curated record.
GUGCCUUUCCCGCGUGAGGAACUACAAGACAUGCUCAAAAUAAAGGCCCAGAUCCAAAUCCCAAAAUUAAGAAACCCAAACGAUUUUAUUGAAGCCGUGGAACCCAAAUUCCAAAAAUUAAAUUGAACUUGCUAAACAAAGAGACCCGCAAAUAAAAGCCCUGUCAGCGCCACAUGUCAUCAUGGGCCCCAUCUAAACAGAAAUUAAAAUUAACAUUUUUGAAAAAAUAAAAUAUAAGAAGGUCAAGACGCAGGACCCGAAUAACUGGAAGUCUGGAAUCUACUCCUCCGCCACCCACCUUCACCACACACACUUAACCUCCGCAUAUAUAAACACACACUCGAACCCCUCUCACCCACUCUUUCUCUCUCUAUUUUUCUGUGACCUUUUCUCUCAUUUCUUUCAUGGCCACCACCUCUUCUAUCUCCUGAUUUUCAUACUUAUCACUGUCUCUGAACAUCUUCUAUCGCUGCAUCUCUGUUGUGGAUUCUAUAUCGUCGUCAUGGCUAAAGAUGAGUGGGUGAGGGCGGCGAUGACGGACGACAUGGUGGUGGUGGAGCUGCUAGUGAGGCUGAAACAGGCGCAGGCUGAUUCACCGACGAUGUGCGCGGCGGUUUUCCCUCUCAAGUGGGGGAUGCGGCAGCCGCGGUCGAGGCUCGCGAUGAGAUGCGAUGGCGUUGAGCGGAGGAAAGAAGGCGAUUCUUCGACCAGAUGCAGCCCUACAACGCCGCUUUCCUGGAGCGGUAGAGGCGGAGAAGCCUCUCCCUCCGGAACUGCCGACGGUCUCGAAGAGACCAGCCGCCAAAACAGCCGCUCUCCCUCCGGCUCCAGAUCCAAGAUUACCAGCACAUCUGAAGCCACUAGCAUCACACUUAAGAGGUCAAGGAAAAAGAAGACAUUUUCUGAGCUCAAAGAGGAGGAGAAUUUGCUGUUGAAGGAAAGGAUACAUCUGAAAAAGGAGUUGGCAAUAUUACGUGCAACUUUUAUGAAACAAAGAGCCACAAAUGAUAAUUUGAAGAGAAUGAAGCUUGACUUAGGUUUUCAGCCUGUAAUGAACUCGAGUUCGAUUUCCAAUGAAGAAGAUAACGGAAAUUGCUGUCAAAACAAAAACAGUGAAGCCCCUUCCAUGCCAAGAAUUCCUAUUGGAGAGAAUCACUCACUGUCAUAUUCUAGUGAAGUACACAAGGACGUCUCUAUCCUGGAGCCAUCUUUCUCGCUCCCCGAUCUAAAUAUGAUGCCGCUGGAGGAAGACUCCACCUUUGAGACUCUGUAUGGAAUGAGAGGAUGAAAAUAAGUUGAGUUCACCAUUUGAAGUCAUUACAAAUGAGAUCACAGGCGAUAUGCUCAUAAACUCGCAUGUCUAAGGAGCCUUUGAGUUGAUUAUGUUCAACGAUUAGUGCAGUUACUGAUAUAAAACACUAAUAUGACUAAAUCCAUUGCCAGUUUCUUGGAAGGCAAAGGAAUUUGACUAGUCGUUAAGGGUCGUACAGAGAUCCUAGAUAUUAGAUUGUAAAGAUUCUUCUUAUGUUGCUGGAUUCUGCAUUCCGCUGGAAUUCAUGUGGGGCAAAACCGCAUUGCUUUUUAGUAGUGGUUUUGUCAUUCUUUGUAGCUUAAAAGAUGUCCUGAAGACUUUAUUCCAACUAAUUGACUGUUUUUUCCAUUGCAAUUAUUGACUAUUCUUAUGUUGGAAUGGAAUAAAUUUAGAAAA